UUCGAAGGGCAUCUUACACAAAAAUGUCCUCGAUCAAUGCCUCAAAACCCGAGCUGGAUACGAGAAUAUUCUGUUGGACAUCAAUCGGUCAAUGGUCGAGCGCCAAGAAAUCGAGUACCGUUUGUGGAAGCUGCAUUACGAGCUCAUCAACGAAUUCCGUAAAAGAAUUAGGCCAAUAUCCAAUAAUAAUCCAGAUAUUUUGAAAAAUGACAAACUUUCGGACGAAGGCUUGGAAGGAUUCAAGUCGUUCUUAUCCGAAUCGAGCGAAUUCUACGGGAACUUAAUUAAAAAAAUUAGGGAAAUUUGCAGGCUCCCUCCGGAAAUCUUCAUCAAGGAUCGUAGAUUGUUGACCGUUGUUGACCAACUAAAAACGCAAGAAUGUCAACACACAUGCCACCGCCUCUUGAUUUGUCUAGGAGAUCUCGCUAGAUACAACGAGAUUGUCAAGAAAACCGAUGCUUGCGAAUGGUCAACUGCAGCUAAGUACUAUCUAGAAGCUUCUAGAACAUGGCCGGAUAGUGGGAAUCCACAUAACCAGCUGGCAUUAUUGGCAACGUAUGUCGGCGAUGCUUUUCUUGCGUUGUACCAUUGUGUACGAAGUUUGUCGGUGAAGGAGCCUUUUCCCGAUGCAUGGAGAAACAUUAUGUUACUAUUUGAAGAGAACAGGUCGAUUAAUUUGCCGUCGGUUUCUACCGAUCAGGUGCAGUUCGAUUUCUCAAACCCUUCGAAAAGAAUUUACUCGCAAAAUACACGCAACGAAGAGAAUUGCUCUCCACAUGAUCACUUAUGGCCGUUUCUUGUCAGAACUAUAAGCUUCCUUUUAAUCAGAUCAAGCUCGGAAGAAUUUCCACGCAUUUUAACUUCCGCGUUGCACAAUUUAGAAGCUUUACUAUCAUUCGACGAUGCAAAACUCGCUGUGAAUUUCGAGUCGUACCAAAGUAUGGAUUCUUCUAGAAGUGGCCCUUAUCGCGCUAUUCAACUCGUAUCUAUAUUCAUAUUCAUUCUCCAUAGCGCGAACGAGACCCCUAAAAGAGACGAGUCAACAGAAAAAGACGGUCAAAUAAAUUCCGUUUUUACGCCUCUGGCAUUUGCCGCUAUAUUCAUUCUCAUGGGCAGGCUCACGGAGAGGUGCCUGAGGGAGAAACAGAGGAAUAUUUGCCCGCUUUCGCCAGCUGUCCUCGUAUUUCUAGAGUGGCUAGUGGGGUCGCUCGACAAGGUACAAAAACCACACGAUGCAGACGAAAGGGUUAAGAAUGCUCUGUCUUACUUUCUAACUGCUCUAACCGAUCUCUUGGAUCGGAUUGGAGAGAGCGAAAAACGAGGUUCUCCUAAUUAUUGUACCGCCCUUUGGGAAGACCACGAGUUGCGGGGGUUUUAUCCGUUGACCGUUGCUCACGAAAAGCUGGAUUUCGACUCGGACAACAACUACAGGUGUCGCAACGAGAUUCGUUCCCACCGCAUAUUUCUUGCUGCCACGAGAAUAAUGGCUCUUUCCGGAAGCUUCCGGAACCAAGGAGAAGCGGAAAUUGCUAGUCCAAAAACACAACCUAUGACAAUAGAAAUCGAAGAGGAAGAAGUUAUCGUCUUCAAGCCCAAGAUCACUAGACGCAAUUCAGCGCCACUUUAUAUAUCUAAGGAUGCAUUUUAUCCCGAAGAAACAAAUUCUUCGCAAACGGAACUUUCCGAAGAGCGGUUAAGACGUGCCACGUCACUAUCCGCCUGCAAGAAAACCGAAGAUAAUAAUUACAAUAUUACUACAGACUCCUUCAGUUUCUGCUCCGCCACAUCGAACCCCGGACCUCCCUCACUCAGUGGGUGGGCCAUAUUCGAAGGAGGUUCGGUGGGGCCCACGAAAGAUUUCAGCAGACAAAAAAAGCUAACUCCUAUAGAGGAGAUAUCUUCUACCCCGUUUUUCGAUCUCUCCAUUAACGAAUCCUAUCCCACUCAUUUUGCUGCUCCCGUAAUACCGUCUGCACCUUUCUUGCCCGAUGACGGCAUUCUAGGUGCAGCUCCGGUUAGCGGGUCCACGGGUCGACCCGCGGUGUAUCCGCAGAUCGGUUUCGUGGACGGAUACGCUCCGUUUGUUGGAAUGAGUUCUUCGGAAUGGCUUUAUCACUACAGAAACGGUCAGAAUAUGGGCGGCGUUAAUACCAAUGGGCCCGCACUCGGAAAUGUUUUUCAUGCAAACGAGGUUUCGGGAUUUGAUGUGUGUGAUCAAUGGGGGAAUCGUUUUGUGCCGAGCCCGAUGGUGCAUUGCUUUGGGGGUGGGGGCCCGCAAGUGCAUACGAAUUACGGUGUCAGUUACCAGAGGGGAUUUGUGAGUUAUGAUGAGCCACAGCUUCUGCAGUAUCUUAAAGACAAAGAGAGGCAACUGCAGCUAUGGGGUCCUGCUUAUAUGGGAAACUGAGCCAACUCACUGAGUCACUGGUCUUUUUCUUGUACUUACAUCAAUCAUUAUUACAGUUUACAUGAUUAAAUGAUGUUUCUGCUCUACUGUUGAAUUUUUCUUGAUAUUACCUAACUGAAGUUCAUAGUGACUUAGUGUGUACAUUCUUGAUCUUUUAAUAGCUCAAAAAAUGGGGGUUCUAUUGUUCGAUAUUUCAUCGAUUCGGAUAAGAAAUUUCUCGAUUGUGGAACAAUAUUUUUUCAUUUAGAAUUUUAAAAAAUAAUCUGAAUUUCGAUUUUCCUGA
This is a messenger RNA of Erythranthe guttata (spotted monkey flower), 2690 nucleotides long. Lineage: Eukaryota; Viridiplantae; Streptophyta; Magnoliopsida; Lamiales; Phrymaceae. The record is from RefSeq and is a predicted model, not a curated record.